GUGUCCUGUUGUGGCGGUGUUUUUAUUUCGAGACUGAUUUUUGGUACACGAAUGAGCUCAUUAUGAGAAAUGUGAUGGUCCGAUGCAUUUUUUCGGCUUUAAGCGUGGGUAUUUGUAUAGUUGGAAUCCUAGGACAAGAAAUCCAUCGAUACCAGCAAUGGGAUCAACAGGUACUAGCCGACGAAUGGAAACCGUUCGUGCCAGGCUUUCCACCCCGUCAAGUAGAAAGCUUCCCUCAGCGGACCGAUUCUAGUCGCCAAUUCUUCGGUAAAGUUCCCGAACCGGUACAAGUCGUCCCCGUACAGCAAAACUUAUACAAGAAAUCGUUCCAAACAGCCGCAUCGGCCAAUACCAUCGAGCCAUUCGUCGUGCCACCAAUUCUAGGCUCGUUCAAUACAUUCGGCUUGCAGACAAUCCAAGCCCGAAAUCCUCAUCUGGAUAAGAACAUCAAAGAUAACCAAUUCCUGGACCAAGGCACACAUCUGCAUCCUAAAUACUUCCCUCAAAACGCCCAGCAACAACAGCAACAGCAGCAGCAGCAAUUGCAACAACAACAACCUCAACGUUUCCCGCCGGUAUUUCUUCAGCCACAACAUCAACACCAGCAGUAUCUGCCUCAACAGCAGCAUUACCCUACACCUUACCGGUUGGAAAAUGUACCCAAGCCUCAGUCUCUGAUACAGGCGCCUUCGAAGACUAUCCAAACUUCGGUGCAAAUCUUCCCUCCAAAUCCACCCAAUCCCUACCAACCGAAUAACUAUUUCUUGGGAUCGCCUCAGAAACAAGAAAGCUACGAAGAUGAAGAAGCCUUUUCGCGCAAACAGCAACAACCUUUGCCCAGACCUAAUGACUUUUUGCUCAAUACCAAUAAUAUAGCUACUAUUUACGGUCACAGGGAUCCGUCGUUGAACAUACCUCCUCCAGCAUUGAAACCGACACCUUUCAUAAGAAACGAACAAAUCCAAGAUCACUUCUUCUACGAAGGUGGCUUGAAACCAGCUCCUCAAAGAUACGAACCAUUAAACGGAUUCAACAAACGCCCUUACGAACCGCAGCAACAACAAAUCAAACACCACGAAUUGAAAAAACCUCACGAAGAUAACCCCAGUAAACAAGUCUUCGAACAGUUGUCGCAAUUCAGCAGACCGUUCUCCCUACCCAGAGAACCUGCCCGAGAACCAGUCACCGAGCAUUCAAGACCCAAACCAGACCAAGGUAUCGACGAGUUGGGUCAAAAUUACGACAUUCCAGUCGAGCACUACAAGAAGGAAAAACCCAAACCUAGUCAUUUACCUCAUAAGCCGGCUUUCGACCGUAUUCCACCAUCAGCCAGUUUCCAAGAAGUCAGCACCGCUACUAAUCUAUUAGACUACGAGCCUGGUAAACUGCAAUCGAUCAAAUCGGUCACUUAUUUGCCACAACGUGACGUCAUUCAGUUCAACGAAGAAGACGUUGCAGGAGGCGUUAAACAAUACCAGAAUAACGAGAAAUACAACUCGUUUACCAGAACUCCGUUUUUACCCACUCCGACCGAAUCUGAAGACGAACACAGCUUCGGAGCUUUCCAAAAAAUAACCACUCCUCCUCAAAAGCUCACCACCUCAGCUUUGCCCAAGAAUCACAAAUACUUCAGUAUUCAACACACCAGCAAUCGCAAUCGUUACCCUCAACAAGUUAAUUACAACCCAGAACCACCCAAAUACUUCACCUCCACCGAAUCUGCAGAACAAAUCGUAUACGAAGAUAAACAGAAAUAUGCCCCAGUAACUACUCAGAAACCAGUCGAUUACGAAAUCGAGCAACAAUACGAAACUACGACCAGAAAAGCUGGUACUCGUCGUCGUAAGCCAUCCAAGGGAAACAAGAAUAAAGACCAAGUACGAUACAAAACAUCCCAACCAGAAGUCUCAACCACAAGCAGCACCAUCAACAAUGAGUACUACGCUUCCAAUGAUAUUCCCUCAACUGAGGCCUCAAUCCAAUAUACCACAAAGAAGAAGGCAACCAAACAUACGACAGCCAAACCCGAAGAUGACUACCCCAAUUACCCUCAAUACGUGAAACAACAAGAAAACUACCCCAAUUACCCAGCCAAACAACAAGAAAACUAUCCCAAUUACCCAGCCAAGCAACAAGACAACUAUCCCAAUUACCCAGCCAAGCAACAAGAAAACUAUCCCAAUUACCCAGCCAAACAACAAGACAACUAUCCCAAUUACCCUAAAGAAUUCCUGCAGCAAAGUGGUCUGCUGCAGAGUAACUACGACUCGUCCAACUCGGGAUCAGAUUACUUCAAUUCUGAGAAACAAGAAGAAAAAGAAAACUAUCCCCAAACUGUGACCUCAUCGCAAUCGACAACAACCACUACAACUCCAGAAUCGACGACAUCUUCGCUUAAGACCCGAAUCAAGAACAAAUACUCCAAUUCGACCAGACCCAGAUUCAGUAUCAAGGAUUACAAGCGAACUACCGCAGCUUCCACUCAGAGUACACCAACUUCGACGACUGAAAGUCUCGAAGAACCAGCUGAUACGGAGAAGAAACCCAUACGUAAGGUGACUUUCGCCUCACGAUCGAAAAACAAAACUGAGUCAGCCAAAUCGGCGGAAGAAUCUACGUCGGAAUCGUUGAGGAAAUACAAACCAAGAACUAGACCAUCGAAAUACCGCACAACGACCACAACGUUGGCCCCAGACACCACAACCGAACGUGUCAAUACUUUCAAACCAUCGACUUCGAAUAGAGUAAAGACCAGCACGAGUAAAUACUACAAUCGUUUCAGGACGACGACAGAAAUCACCGGUAACGAUGCCGAAGAACCAUCGGCAGCGUCUUCCGAUAAGAAACCAGUACGAACGAUGCUGUUCUCAGCCAAACGAUCGUCCGUACUGAAAACCAAGUCAACUACGACGCCGAAAGCUGAAGAAUCGCAAGAUGAGAGCGUCGACGAGGCUGAAGAUUCGCCAGCCCCUAUCGUGAAAAAGAACACCAUUAGUCAAUUUAAACCAAAUACUAAACUCGAUAAGGCUGACGACGCUUCGCAAACUAAUAUAAUGACUAGUUCGGAAGAACAAAACGAGAAGAAAGAGAUCGCUGCCGCCGCUGAAACAGCUAAAAAAGCAGCUCAGGCUGAUGCAGAAAUAGACAUAACUACGUCAUCGGAAGAAGAAUCUGAUGAUUUUUCAUCCGAAGUGGCAGAUCCCAAAGAGAACGAAGUCACUACUCCAUCGAGUCUAUCGAUCGUAGCCGAUGAUCGAAUGGAUGACGCCGAUAGAGUAUCGAAAGUAUCGUCGUUGACCAGUCUGGACGAAUCGGACUUGCCGAUAUCGUUUUUCCAAAAAUGGCCGACAAACGGUAAUCAAAAACAGUGAUCACAAUUUCCCCCGAGUCAUUUUAUAUUAAUUAAUUAAUAUUCGUAAGGUUUCAUAAUGUAUCUCUCAUAGAUUGUAUUAUGUAUUUCUAUGUACUAUUUUUCUUCUUUUUUGUUUUUGCAUUUCCGUACUUAACCAAACCUCUCAAUAAAUACGAGCCCAACAAACUAUACCUAAGUAAACAUUACGCAAUUGUAGACAGAUACUUCGAUCGUCACGGAUAUAUUUAUCGAGUUACCAACGAAAUCAUUCGCUAUUUCGAAAACCCACAUUGUUCGAAUCAUUGAAUAAACAGAAGAUACGUCUGCUGAUUAAAUCGAUUCAAAAAGCGGAAAAUUACGCCAAUCACGUUAAUUCUUCAGUAUAGUUACAGGUCAAUAGAUGCGUCGUCGUGCUGAUGGCGAUGGAUGGCGCUAGGAGCUUCUUUUAUAACGCUAUUGUAUAAGUUAGCCGAUAGGUAUCUGUGAACAAUCCGAGACCGCAGAAAAUAGUUCACAUUUUUGGCCAUUUUCUGAAAAAUUAUAGGGGUAAAUCCGUGUUUGCAGCUUAUUGGCUAACGUAAUAAUUAUAUUCAUUCUUAUAAUGCGAAAUUGGGAACCAUUAACGAGACAAAUGAAUGUUCAAAAAAAAAAAAAAAAAUGCAAAGAAUCAUAUAUUUUGUUUGGUCUAGAAAAAUUAUCAACUUGAAUAAAAAUUUCAAAGAAAAAAAUUACGUUGAGUUACCUCUCGUUCAUUUGUCUCGUAAUGGAAUUUGGUUUAUAUUCCCUUUCCACAAAAUAAUAUUAUAAUACGAGUAGAAUUAUUAUUCUAUUAAAUUUUUAUACGUAAUUUAUUUUUUAAAAAAGACUGUAAAUAUUUGUAUAAAA
Molecule: messenger RNA, 4237 nt
Organism: Planococcus citri (citrus mealybug)
Lineage: Eukaryota; Metazoa; Arthropoda; Insecta; Hemiptera; Pseudococcidae
Product: mucin-2-like
Exons: 4
Coding region: 63-3371 (1102 amino acids)
Source: RefSeq, a predicted model, not a curated record